AUGAAUCUGAGCGGCUCCGGGAUCAGACCUGUGAAACUCCUCAGAGGUGCCAACGCCAAGCUGCGUUACCAGAUCACCGCAGGAAACACGAUGGGCACCUUCGACGUCGAGCCCGAGGUGGGCACCAUCUUCGUGGCUCAGCCGCUCGACUAUGAAAUGGAGCAGCGGUACGAGUUACGGCUGGUCGCCUCCGACGGGAAGUGGGAGAACGAGACGCUGGUUGUCGUCCAGGUUGUCAACCGCAACGACGAGGCGCCCGUCUUCAGCCAGACCGAGUACCACGCUGCCGUCACCGAGGAGCUCACGCAGCUGCCUGUCUUCAUGCUGGAGGUGUCGGCUACAGAUCCGGACCAGGAGGCCGACCAGACAGCGCUCCGAUACUCUCUGCACGGCCAGGGCGCCGGAGGCGAGUUCACCAUAGACGAGUGCACCGGAAGAAUCUACGUCCAGAGGCGCCUGGACCGGGAGGAGCGUCCGGCCUGGAGGUUCCUGGUCCUCGCCACAGACGAGGGAGGGGCGGGACUCACAGGAUUCGCAGAUGUGCUGCUGGAGGUCAGAGACGUCAACGACAACGCGCCCUUCUUCCCAUGCCCGGCCCUGGAGGUGGACGGAUGUUUUGUCGGCCAAGUGCCUGAGAACUCGCCCGCUGACACCUCGGUCAUGGAGAUGCGCGCCAUGGACCUGGACGACCCCAACGAGGGCAAGAACGCUGUGCUGACCUACAGCAUCAUCAAGAACGUCCGCAACGACAUCAACCUCAACCUGUUCUCCAUCAACGCCAGCACAGGGACCAUCUACACGGUGCUGCGCUCUCUGGACCGCGAGGUGGAGGACUGCUACCUGGUGGUGGUCGAAGCCAGGGAUGGAGGAGGUUUGGCGGGAACGGGGACCGCCACCAUCAUGGUGUCAGAUGUCAAUGACCACCCGCCCGUCUUUACUCAAAGGGUCUACACUGCUCAGGUGACGGAGGACCUGGAGGUGAACAGCGAGAUUCUUGUAGUUUCUGCCACAGACGGAGAUGAGGGUGAGAACUCCGUGGUAACCUUCAGCAUUGUUGGCGGUGACGAGGACAGGAAGUUCUUUGUCGAGACGGACAAAAUGAACCGUCGCGGUGUGAUAAAACUCAAGAAGAAGGUGGACUUCGAGAAGCCCCGUGAGAGGAUCUUCAACCUGACGCUGAAGGCUGAGGAUGCCGACUUCUUCAGCCUGGCCUACUGCCUCGUUCAGGUGGAGGACGCCAACGACCACGCCCCCGUGUUUUUCCCACAGUUCUAUGAGUCGGCGGCCAUGUCCGAGGACGUCCCCAUUGGUACGAUCGUCGCUCAAGUGACAGCUUCGGAUCUGGACUCGGGUCAAAACGGCCGUUUCUCGUACAGUAUCUCCAAAGACUCGGACCCCUUUGGUCAGUUCCUGGUGGACCAGUCCGGCUGGGUGGUCGUGGCCGAUUCUUUGGACCGAGAGAAAGUCUCGCAGCACAGGAUCAUGGUCCUCGCCACAGAUGCCGGGACCCCACCCAUGACCGGCACUGCCAUCGUCAUGGUAACCGUUCUCGACAUCAACGACAACGGGCCGGAGUUCGAGGUCUUCUACAAGCCGGUGGUUUGGGAGAACACACCGGCGCCGCAGGCGGUUCAAAUGAACGAAACCUCCCUCCUCCUCCACGCCACUGACCGGGACACCUCCGCCAAUGGCGGGCCGUUCUCCAUACGGCUCCUCAUGCUCACCUCAGAUGCCACCAACUUCAAUUUGACGGACUUUCGUAACGGCAGCGCGGCCAUCACCGCCCUCCGGACCUUCGACCGCGAGCGGCAGAAGGAGUACCGCCUCCCGAUUCUCAUGAUUGACAGCGGCUCUCCUCCAAUGAGCUCCACCUCCAUGCUGACCGUUGUCAUUGGUGACCGGAACGACCACCCACACUCACCGGGACACACCCACUUCAUCGUCUAUAGCUACGAGGGUAUUCUCCCGACGACGGUGCUCGGACGAGUUCAAUCCCCCGACCUUGAUGACUGGAGCCAGAAGGUGUACCGCUUCGAGGGCAAACAGUCCAGGUUGUUCAGUCUGAACCAGACCUCAGGUCAGCUCAGCGUCAGGGAGGGGACCCCUCCGGGCUCCUACUGUCUGCAGGUGCGUGUGUCGGACCACACCUGGCCCGACGUCACCUCCACAGCUCAGGUGGACGUCAGGGAGCUGCAGCAGGACGCCCUGAGGAACGCCGCCUCCAUCCGCAUCAGCAACCUGACGCUGGAGGAGUUUUUCAGCAGCAGUAGAGGCGAGGAGAGUCGUUUCUCCUGUCUGGGUCGACUGUUGGCUGACCUGCUGCAGACUUUGCCAGAAAACGUCCAGAUCUUCUCGGCGAGCAACGCCGGCCAGCGUGGGGAGAAGGCCGUCACCGUGUGGUUUUCCGCUCACGGCUCGCCGUACUACAAGGCGGAGAAGCUGCACGGUUAUGUGGCGGCAAACAAAGCCAAGCUGGAGUCCGUGUUGGGCCUGACCAUCUCUCAGGUGGGCGUGGACGAGUGUCCGCACACCGACUGCAGCCAGUCUGGAGGCUGCAGCAGCGGGGUUUCCUUCAGCCACGCCCCCGUGGCUCUCAGCACCGGGAACACCUCUCUGGUGUCGCUGGCGGCCUCGGUGGUGGCGCAAUGCGGGUGCCGCGGCCGAGAGGCCGUCCACCUGCCCUGCUCCGCCUACCCCGCCAACCCCUGCCUCAACGGGGGCUCCUGCCAGGACGGGCCGCUGGGAUACAGGUGUAAGUGUCCUCCCAUGUUCGACGGCCCCGAGUGCCAGCAGACCAAACACAGCUUCGGCGGGCGGGGCUACGCCUGGUUCCCUCCCAUCAUGCCUUGCUUCCAGAGCCACAUCUCCCUUGAGUUCCUGGCUGAGUCGGCCAACGGGCUGCUCCUGUACGACGGGCCGCUCGGCCCCGCCCACUCUGGGGAGCAGGAGGACUUCAUCGCCGUCGAGCUGAGAAACGGAGUUCCAGCUCUGAGCAUCAACCACGGAUCAGGAACUCUGACGCUGCAGCUGCCGCCAAAAUCCACCGCCACCGACCGCCGCUGGCACCGCCUCGACAUCAUCAGCGACGGGAAGGCCGUCCAGCUGAUCCUGGACCAGUGUGGUGGGUCUGCGGUGAAUGAGCUGGAGGGAGUCGGAGGAGACGCUGAGGAUGUGGACGAGUCCAGCUGCAGAGCAGCAGGAGAGACGCCUGGAGACCAGAGGAAUCUGAACGUCUUUCAGCCUCUUCAGUUGGGAGGAAUGAAGGAAACGUCUCCUCAUCGACGUUAUCGCAGUUUCACCGGCUGCAUCCGAAACCUGGCGGUCGACAGUCAGGGGCGUCGUGUCCACAGAGACAUCUGCCUCGCUGACACCAAAGUGACCUUCACACCCUCCCACUGUCUGAUCAGUGUGGUGCAUAUGGCAAGAAAAACUACAGAGACUUUGGCCAGCUGUCCUGUCCACACUGAGACUGAUAGAUCCAGUAAUCGAGCUGUUAAUGACAUCUUCUGGAUCUCGGCCAAUUUCCUGUUGCCGACUCAGCCUGUUCCCGACCAACCCUCCGUGCCUGCCACCCGGUGUACCUACCUGCCUUCUGUCCCUGACCACGUGCUUCGCUUCGGCGUUCCGCAUCUCUGA
This is a messenger RNA of Plectropomus leopardus (leopard coralgrouper), 3636 nucleotides long. NCBI's taxonomy places the organism in Eukaryota, Metazoa, Chordata, Actinopteri, Perciformes, Serranidae. The record is from RefSeq and is a predicted model, not a curated record.